Molecule: messenger RNA, 2715 nt
Organism: Boleophthalmus pectinirostris (great blue-spotted mudskipper)
Lineage: Eukaryota; Metazoa; Chordata; Actinopteri; Gobiiformes; Gobiidae
Product: SR-related and CTD-associated factor 4-like
Exons: 18
Coding region: 172-2358 (728 amino acids)
Biological process (GO): negative regulation of termination of RNA polymerase II transcription, poly(A)-coupled
Cellular component (GO): nucleus
Molecular function (GO): RNA binding; RNA polymerase II C-terminal domain phosphoserine binding
Source: RefSeq, a predicted model, not a curated record
AAUAGACGUAAACCCUGAGGUCCGUGCGAGAACGCAGUUUUUUAUCGUUAGCUUCAAAAAUAUCGAUUCAGUGAUUCUUUUUGGUCACGUUUUACUCCUAAUUAUGAUUUAGAGAAGUACUGGGCGUUAUUAUACAUCAAAGAACGACUUUUUAUUUGAGCACAAGCCAAGAUGGACGCUGUAAACGCGUUUAACGCGGAGCUUUUCUCCAUGAUCGACAUGAAGCCUCCCAUAUCCAGGGCAAAGAUGAUGUCUGUGACUAAGUCUGCCAUCAAAGCUAUAAAGCUGUACAAACACGUUGUCCAGCUCGUGGAGAAGUUUGUAAAAAAGUGUAAGCCUGAACUGAAGGUCCCAGGCCUGUAUGUGGUGGACUCCAUCGUGCGUCAGUCCAGACAUCAGUUUGGAGUGGACAAAGACGUCUUUGGGCCCAGAUUCCUCAAGAACUUCACUGAGACCUUCCACAACCUCUACAGUUGCCCUGAAGAGGACAAGACCAAAAUCCUGCGUGUCCUAAACCUGUGGCAGAAGAACGGUGUAUUUGACAUGGACAUCAUCCAGCCCCUCAUGGACAUGGCUCAUGGGCCUGUAACACCAGCUUCUACAGAAGAUUUCCCAUCUGUGAACACAGAGCCACACAUAAACGCUGUGCCUGCUGCCCCAGCUGUGCCCGCGGAGCCUGCCAUUUCCAACAUGGAGGCUCUGGCUGCUAUGGCCCAGCUCUUCCAGUCUCCUCAGGGCCAGGAGUUACAGAGAGUUCUCCAGAAUCUGCAGCAGGGCAAUGAGACCCUGGCAGCCGCCAUCGAAAACAACUUGGCAAACCAAGCUCAGAUGUCUGCUGCUCAUCCCAGCGCUUACAUCUCUCACACCAACAAUAACAACACCUUUGCUGAGAAGCUACUAGACCGCUUUGAAUAUGAGGAUGAACCAGAGGAGAAAGCAGCCCGAGAAGACCAUGCUCAGCUCUUAAGCAUAGCUGAAAAUGUCCUCAAACAAUUCGCUGGACAGUUGCCCAACACACAGGAAGUUCAGCCACAUCUGAGGGUCCCGCAUGAUGGGAAUGUAUUAAACCAGGAAAUGAUGCAUCCAGUGCCUGACGCGUACAACUCUGUAAACGAGCCCUACACACGGGAGCCUCUCAGAGACGACUCCCCUGUGAGGAGAGACGGCAGACACAGGAGCUACGGGAGGAGAUCCAGGUCUCGCUCCAGGUCUCCCCACAGGAGGCACUCUCGGUCAUCCUCUCGCUCCAGAAGGUCCAGACACAGACACACUCGGUCCCGGUCCAGAGAGCGCCACAGGAGGUCUCGCUCUAUGGAGCGCAGUGAGAGAGAGAGGGAGAGAGAGCGCAGACAGAGAGGCCUCCCCGCCAUCAAACCAGAGACUCUCAGUGUUUGCAGCACGACACUUUGGGUGGGUCAGCUGGACAAAAAGACUCAGCAGGCUGAUAUCAUGCUGCUCCUGGAAGACUUUGGCCAGAUUGAGUCUGUAAAUAUGAUUCCUCCAAGAGGCUGUGCUUACAUCGUCAUGAUUCAUAGACAAGACGCCAACACAGCCUUGAACAAGCUCAGCCGUGGAUCAUUUCGAGUCAAUCAGAAGCCAUUUAAGAUCGCCUGGGCUCUGAACAAAGGCAUUAAAUCUGCACAUAAAAAGUUCUGGGAUGUGGAGCACGGUGUCACCUACAUCCCCUGGAGUAAAGUUAAAAUGGAGGAGCUGGAGAGCUACAGAGAAGGAGGCAUAAUUGAUGCAGACACUGUCAAUCCAGCGUGGGGGCUCACAGAGGAGUUCUUGAACCAUCAGAGACAGGCAGGCGCAGCUGUUCAGAGCUCAGUGAGUGAAGGAGCAGCCUCUGGUUCAGUUCAGGUGCCCCCGGGUCAGCUGGCAGCCCCCCUGGCGAGCCCCCCCGCCCACCCCGUCCUGGGCCUCCUGUCGCCCACAUCUGUCCCCACAGAGACCACUCCUGUCCUAGAGUUGAGUCCAGCUGCUAACACCACUGCAAAAAUCCUCAAAUCUCCCGACAUCUCUUCCACCUCCUCUUCUACCGAAACACCCUCCUCUUCUUUAUCUGCGGACCCCAAACCCGACCCCAACCUGGCGUCCCCCGUGAACCCAGUCCCGCCCUUCGCCAUGCCGCCCGGCCCGUUCCCCCCGCCCGGGAUGCCGCCCCCGGGCAUGCCCCCCUUCAUGCCCCCUCCCAUGGGCCGGCCCCCCAUGAUGCCCGGCGGACCCAUGUUCCCCCCGGACCGCUUUGGAAUGCCCAUGCCCUUCCCCCCUCGCGGCCCACCCUUCCCCAGACCCGGCAUGGACAUGGGACCGUUCCGACCGGGAUUCGGACCCCCGCCUUUCAGACCAAGAUGGUAGAACUUUUAAUUAUAAUUUUUUUAACCCAGUCUUUGCCAAAAUGGAAGGACAUGAAUUCUGAGAGGUACUUGUAAAUACUGUUAAAUACUGUACAUGUGUUGACUCUUUUGUAUAUUUGUAUCGGUCUAGUUUCUUUGCUGACGGGACAAAGAGAUAUUUUUGAUAUAAUUUCUCAGUUUCUUCAUGAUCUUUUGGAAAAAAAAACUAACUUAAAAAACAUUGUCAACAAGUUUAUUUGGAGAGAUCUUACAUGUGGCCACUAGAGGGCGGAGUGUUCAUAGUGGCACGUCUUUGUUGUACAUUAAGGUCAUAGCAAAGAAAAAAACUGUGUGAAUAUUAAAAAAGAAAAAAAGAAAA